Sphaeroforma arctica JP610 is the source of this 2037-nucleotide messenger RNA. RefSeq lists its product as hypothetical. The coding region runs from base 295 to 1776 and encodes 493 amino acids. Lineage: Eukaryota; Ichthyosporea; Ichthyophonida. The record is from RefSeq and is a predicted model, not a curated record. The transcript is spliced from 9 exons. Gene Ontology annotation, cellular component: plasma membrane. Gene Ontology annotation, molecular function: volume-sensitive chloride channel activity; intracellularly calcium-gated chloride channel activity.
CUUUGCAAGUAUUUACAUACUAUUUACGUAGCCUCCUGGCAUCCUUUACUUAGUUGAAAAGGCUAUGAAUGGGUCCUAUGGCUCCGGGUGAAUAAAUAUCGUAGAGUCUUUUUCACACUCUAAAAAACUGGUGGCAUGAUGUUACAAUAUAUAUAUAUAUAUAUAGCUACCACAUGAACGCUCGUUAAAAAAAAUUGUUCCUUCCCGUCGCAACAGAUAUCGAUAUUUACCUUUUAAAGUACCUGUGCAAAUUUCAAAUAAACCUAUAAGACAGACAGACAUACUGUGUGAACUAUGGACGACGCAGCCACCGUGACAGGGUAUGUGUGGCCUGAUGUAGAGUACGGCUACAUAGCACAGCAGUAUGUGCCAUCCGCCACAGUACAACACCUGCACGCCAUGCCCAGGAUAGCAGCAGACAGCACCUUUGACGCGACGCAGUGGGCAUAUGUGAGGGGGUUGAUCUACAUCACCAUUCCCUUCAUGGUCUUAGGUCUGGUGAUGCUGGUUGGUACGCUGGUGUUCAUGUGCCGCUGUGGCAGUGGUAGUGGCUAUCACAUGAGUGGUCGUGUAGAGCAACCCUCCACCCGUGCGUGCAUUAAAGCGUCGUCCGUAGUUCUGGCGCUUUUGACCAUUGGUGCCUGUGGAGUGGCCAUCUAUGGAGAUGUACUGAUGGCGCAGGGCAUAGACCUCUUCACCAACACGUACACAAAUGCCACAGAUAUUAUUGCGGACAUCGAGUCCAUGGCACCGCAGGUAGAGACGGUAGCAUUAGCAGCGGUAGACAUACUCGAGGACGUUAGUGAGCUGUGUCCAGACACGUCAGAAACCAUCGAAGGUGCCGUUGCAGUUGUUACGGCUGGGUCUGCCCAAGUAGUACAAGAGCUCAACAAUGUGGUAGAGCGCGUAGGCGAGUUCUAUACCAAUGCCGAAGAUUACCAAGAUAAGCUCAGCACCAUCUGUCUCGCACAGCAAAUCGUCUUGUGCGCGUUUUUUGCGUUGAUGGCUCUCCUGUCUCUGGUGGUCGUGAAUACCGUCUUCGUCUCUCCCGCAUUACUAGAAGACACUGUCCCGUUUGAACUUUCCGACCGGUACGCCCUAUUUAAGGGGUGCAGGGCGUGGCUACGGGUGUUCCUACUUCCGCUGAGUGUGAUGGUGGUGGUGCUGGCGUUCGUUGCGGUGGCUGCGAGUUUCUUUGUGACUAUCGGCGCAGUGGACUUCUGCAUUGCACCAGACGAGUACAUCUCAGCUCAACUGGCCACCAAUGUGGAAGAACGCUUAAGCUACUACAUCCACGGGUGUGAUGGCGUUAACCCCAACACGCAGCUGAUCGAAGACAGUGCCCAGUGGAUGGUACAGGCAGAGGAUCUGCUGUGGGCACAGGUGGAUGGCACUGACAAUUGCCCAGCCAACGCACACGACGACUACACCGACCUUAUGACACGCCUCAACCAGACGGUGGAUGUGGGACUGCAAUUGGUGAACAGUGCGCGUGGCUAUGUCUCCUGUCGCACGGUCAACGGAAUAUAUUCCGAGGCUGUGCAUUCGGCGGGGUGUGCGUCUGUGAUGGACGGUCUGCUGUUCCUGUGGGCGGGUGCGCUGGUGUGUUCUGUGGCGUUUGCGGUGACUGUGAUGGUGUACCCGAGGUAUGUGACCACAUCGCUGCAAGCCAUGGAGGACAAAUGGGAGUCCACAACGUCGGUGACGGGGCUGAAAGAAAAGACCGGUACAUGUCCCGGAAGUGAGGGCUGGGACGAGGCGUGGAGAAAUUUGUAGCUGGGUCGAUGGUAGUACCAUUGGCGGGUUAGGACGGAUGUAUCGAUACGUGGGUGCUAGUGAGCAUUGCAAGACAUGUCGACAAGGAGGCAUUAUAGGAUACAAUAGUUGAUCAGUACGAAUACGUUUCAUAGUAAUUGGACAAGUAUUGUAAUGAUUAGAUAAAUAAAUAGGAUAAUAAUUAGACAAAAAGUAGUACAAUAAUUGAACAUACAAGUAUCUAUAGUACUUGAACAAAUAAACUAUUAUAAAAAUUGGACA